Molecule: messenger RNA, 354 nt
Organism: Linum trigynum
Lineage: Eukaryota; Viridiplantae; Streptophyta; Magnoliopsida; Malpighiales; Linaceae
Source: the annotation of a GenBank genome assembly
AUGAUUUUGAUACCGGGAAUGGCUUCAAUACUGCGGUGGAAUCAUCUUUCCCUCCCAGCGUCAUCUUCGCCCAUGGCUGAACUUGGACACCGAGUCAAAGAAGCAUUGAAGUUGAUGGAUCAAUUUCUUAGCAUUCCUCUAGUGACCUCCAUGAGUGACCAAAACAUAGUAUGGCCCAGCACUGCUUGCAAGACUCUGGAGACUUUGAGCGCUAACAUUCCACCCCUCAGUGCUGCUGACAUGGCGUUCCUCCGCACAGUGGGUAAAGACCUAGUGGAACGCGGGAAAGCGGUGAAACCAGCUCGGCAGGUGGCUAGAGCAAGCACAAUGCCGACUCUCGUCAAAGGGGCUUAA